Molecule: messenger RNA, 2278 nt
Organism: Hibiscus syriacus
Lineage: Eukaryota; Viridiplantae; Streptophyta; Magnoliopsida; Malvales; Malvaceae
Product: auxin efflux carrier component 1-like
Exons: 6
Coding region: 137-1951 (604 amino acids)
Biological process (GO): auxin export across the plasma membrane; auxin polar transport
Cellular component (GO): endoplasmic reticulum; plasma membrane
Molecular function (GO): auxin efflux transmembrane transporter activity
Source: RefSeq, a predicted model, not a curated record
UUUCAAAAGCUUUUUAUUCUCUGCUCUCCCUGCCCAUUUUCCUUUCUCCAAUACCCCAAACAUAACAUAUUCUUUCCCUUCUGAAUUUCUUCUUCUUCUUUGCACUUGUAAUCCUUCCUGUGUUGUUGUUUCAAAGAUGAUCACGUUAACAGACUUCUACCAUGUCAUGACUGCAAUGGUGCCACUCUACGUGGCCAUGAUUUUAGCUUACGGCUCCGUCAAGUGGUGGAAGAUCUUCACUCCCGAUCAGUGCUCCGGCAUCAACCGCUUCGUGGCUCUCUUUGCGGUGCCGCUUCUCUCUUUUCACUUCAUAGCGCAAAACAAUCCUUAUGCUAUGAACUUUCGUUUCAUAGCAGCUGAUAGCCUGCAGAAAGUUAUAGUUCUCGUGGUGUUAGCGGUUUGGACCAAGGUGAGCAAAAGAGGCUGCUUGGAAUGGACAAUCACACUCUUUUCACUCUCCACGCUCCCCAAUACUUUGGUUAUGGGUAUCCCUUUGCUUAAAGGCAUGUACGGUGAUUUCUCGGGCAGCUUGAUGGUGCAAAUCGUCGUCCUUCAAUGCAUUAUUUGGUACACACUGAUGCUUUUCAUGUUUGAAUACCGAGCUGCCAAAAUGCUCAUCUCCGAGCAAUUCCCGGACACUGCGGGUUCCAUUGUUUCGAUCCAUGUCGACUCCGAUAUCAUGUCGCUCGAUGGUCGACAGCCUAUUGAAACCGAAGCUGAGAUCAAAGAAGAUGGUAAGCUCCAUGUUACUGUCCGAAGAUCGAAUGCUUCAAGGUCUGACAUUUUCUCGAGGAGGUCUCAAGGGUUGUCUUCUACGACGCCACGACCUUCCAAUCUAACCAAUGCCGAGAUUUACUCCCUGCAAUCAUCGAGGAACCCCACGCCCAGAGGCUCGAGCUUUAACCACACCGAUUUCUACUCCAUGAUGGCCGGUGGACGCAAUUCGAAUUUCGGUUCUACCGACGUUUAUGGCUUGUCUGCUUCCCGUGGACCGACCCCCAGGCCGUCGAAUUUUGAGGAAGACGGUGCGGCCACCGGUAAGCCGAGGUUACAUUACAACGGACCCGGUGGGGCAACGGCUCAUUACCCUGCUCCUAAUCCGGGUAUGUUCUCGCCCACCGGCUCUAAAGGUGCUAAUGGUAAUGCUAAAAAGCUUAACGGUCAAGGUCAGCAAAAGCACGAAGAAGGUGGUAAAGAUCUUCAUAUGUUUGUUUGGAGCUCAAGUGCUUCCCCAGUAUCCGAUGUCUUUGGUGGCCAUGAAUAUGGUGCCGCAACGGACAAUAAAGAAGUUAGGGUAGCUGUCUCUCCAGGCAAAGUUGAAGGGCGUAGAGAGAAUGAGGAGGAGUUGAUGGAGAGAGAUGACUUCAGUUUUGGGAACAGAAGAGAAAUGAACAAUGUCCAGGGAGGUGACAAAGCCGGAGAUGGCAUUAGUAAACCCAUAACCAUGCCUCCCACAAGUGUAAUGACAAGGCUUAUACUGAUCAUGGUUUGGAGAAAGCUUAUUAGAAAUCCCAACACUUACUCCAGUUUAAUAGGCCUCACUUGGUCCUUGAUCUCAUUCAGGUGGGAUGUACAAAUGCCUGCAAUCAUAGCAAAGUCCAUUUCCAUACUGUCAGAUGCAGGCCUCGGCAUGGCAAUGUUCAGUCUCGGUCUGUUCAUGGCAUUGCAACCGAGGAUCAUAGCAUGUGGGAACUCCGUCGCAGCUUUUGCAAUGGCUGUUAGAUUCCUUACAGGUCCAGCUGUCAUGGCAGCCGCUUCCAUCGCUGUUGGUCUCCGUGGCGUUCUCCUACACGUUGCCAUUGUCCAGGCAGCUCUCCCACAAGGCAUUGUCCCCUUCGUCUUCGCCAAGGAAUACAGCGUGCAUCCUGAUAUUCUCAGCACAGCUGUUAUAUUCGGGAUGCUAAUAGCGCUGCCCAUAACGCUGGUGUACUACAUUUUAUUGGGGAUAUAAAGUGGCUUUUUUAACUUGUGAACAACUCGCUGCAUCACCUCAGACUAAAAGGCCCUUUUUGUAGGGUAAGUGAUGCGAAGAAAUGUAAACCCUUCAUUGAAAUUCAAAGGGACAAAGCAGAAUGGAGGGGUGGCGAGCUAAGACAUCAGUGGUUUAAUCUCACUUAUGCAGAUGUUUUGUUUUUCCUAGUAAGAUUUGUAAAAUCUUAUUUGUAGUCAAUUUCAUAAGGAAACGAAUGUUCUUCCCCCCUCCCCCUUUUUUGUUGGUUAAUUAUAAAAGCAGAAUCGAGGGGUGGCUAGCCUAGCUAGGCAUCAGUGCUUGUCAUUU